AUGAUUUACUGUAGAUUUUUUCCUUGUCUUCUUUCAGAAAAAAAUAGUAGUGGGUUUCAAUGGACAACAACAACAAUAAAAUCUUGUAGUGGCUCCUACAAUUCCCAGAUGAAUAAAAAAAUGAAACAUGCCAUAAACAGACGACGCAGGCAUAAGGAAGAAGAGAAGGAAAUGGAGGAGGUCCGUCUUUUUCACGUUUUGUGGUCCCGCUCUUCUUUUUGGCCGCUUUUCACUUUGUUCGAUCUCAAUUAUUAG
Molecule: messenger RNA, 255 nt
Organism: Caenorhabditis briggsae
Lineage: Eukaryota; Metazoa; Nematoda; Chromadorea; Rhabditida; Rhabditidae
Exons: 2
Coding region: 1-255 (84 amino acids)
Source: RefSeq, a predicted model, not a curated record